Molecule: messenger RNA, 7394 nt
Organism: Rhagoletis pomonella (apple maggot)
Lineage: Eukaryota; Metazoa; Arthropoda; Insecta; Diptera; Tephritidae
Product: receptor-type guanylate cyclase Gyc76C-like
Biological process (GO): receptor guanylyl cyclase signaling pathway; cGMP biosynthetic process; intracellular signal transduction
Molecular function (GO): guanylate cyclase activity; ATP binding; peptide receptor activity
Source: RefSeq, a predicted model, not a curated record
UCUGCUUGCUUGGCAUGUGUAUGGUGGUGUUUGUGUUGAAUUUCCGAGUGGCGGCUGCUGCCCAUGCAACAGCAAUAGCGGGUAUUUCUUGGCGUUCGCUCCCACAUGGUCGGUCAGUUGGUUUCGUUAAUGCCACUUUGAAGCGUACAAUUAUCAAAAUGUGCGGAUGCCAAGUGUGCAUUCACCAGUCAAGAGUAAAGUGAAGAGGGGCAAAAACGUCAUAGAAAAUAUCAGAAAUAAAGAAUAAAAACUCUAAACAAGCAAUUGAAUGAGAGAUGAAGAAAACGUCGACUGUUGCUGAUGCGACUGCUGCUGUUGGAAGUGAUAAAAGCCACAGCCAGCGAGGUGGGCAGUUGUAAAGAGAGUCGCGCGGCGAUGUGACGUGUAAUUUUCUAUUGUUUGUUGUUGACGACGGCGCGUUUUGAAUGUGUUUUUUGAAUUGAAUUGUGCUGCAGUGAAUUGACAAAUUAAUUAUCUGCAGUUUGCAGAUUUGUUUGGAUCAUUUGAAUUUCUGUUUUGCUUCUUUAAACUCCGGAAAACCACUGAAUGCAAAAACGCAAAAAUUGCCAACUGCAGUAGCUUCGAAUUGACGUUUGCUAAUAGCUUUGCUAGAACUUCAAUGUGUCAAAUCAAUGUGCAACAAAACUGACCGUGUAAUUCAAUUGCAUUUUUUAUUUAUUUUAAUAAUAGUAAACGCGCUAAAUUUUGUAUGUAAGUAAAGUGAAUAGCGACAGAGUGUAAAAAGAAAAACAAAAGAAAGAAACGCCAAAAGUGGCAAAAUAUUACGCUGAGGUGCGCGACGGACAUUCCUGAAGCCAUGAUUACAACAAAAUGAUGGUGAACGGAAAACACUCAACUAACUAAAAAAGUGAGAAAGUGACAACUAAAAAAAAGCAAGUUUAGUGAGCGUACACGCACACUCGUACAUAUUUAGUGCGACACAUACAUAAGAGUGUGUAGGUGAGUUUGCCUCCAUUAGAGGAAGAGCAAUGGCCGUUUCUAUUGUGGCGUGUGCUCUUAGUUCAGUUGAUCUUGCCAACAGUUUCCGUUGCCGCUGCUCAUUCCGUGAAUCGUGGUGAAAGAGAGCGGUCGAAUCUCGUCGUGGUGGCACCGUGCCAUUUAUACCCAUACACACAUACAUACAAAUGCGCAUGAAAGUGUUCGAGAUCUGCUGCGGUGGUUCAAGAUUCAUUCGUUGAUAAUAUUAAAGUUGAAUAUUUGUGUUUUUUUGGUUUGAUUUGAAAUUUUGUUAUUUUUGCAUUUGCCGCAACGCUUUGCGUCGCUUUUCUGUUGCUGGCUUACAGCUGCAAUAUCAAUCAACAAGUGCAACUUAUUUACGAUGCUCAUACAAAGUAGCUACAUAUGUAUGGACCUGCUAGUGUGCGCAUAGUAGUUGUAAAAAGUGAAAAAAUAAUAAGUGAGAAUAAAUACGACACACGUACAUACAAACAUACAUACAUACAUAUAUGUAUAUAGUUGCACUCAUGCCAACGCAAUUUAGUUACUCCAUUGUAUAGCCACUUGUGAAAAGUGUAAAAUUUUUGUGAUCGGAAUUAACUUUGCGGUAAAAAUGCGCGUGUUUUUGGGUUUUUAACAGCCCGCAAAAUUGAAAAAUUCCUGCCAAUUGCCGUUAAAUAGUUUAUGGAUAACCGCCGAAAACAACAUCAACAACAACAACAACAAAAAGAGCAACAAGUGAAAUCGUGGCAUUUAUAUACCGCUAUUGUGUGUUGUGUGUAGCGAAACGAAAAGUAAGAACAACAAAAAAAAAAUCAUUCUAACAAAGCCAACAACAAAAUAAAACCAGCAGCAAUUGUUGUUGCUUACUAUAAGUAGUCAGUGUGAAAACGAAACAAACAAAAAAUUUAAAAGCAAAGCCACCGCAACAAAUAGCGUACAACAAAUAUAGCACCAAAACAAGCACGAGCGCUACAACAAUAACAACAAUAUCGCGUCAUUAAGUCGGUGAUCUCUUUACUGCGUUACUAUGGCUGGAAGAAAUUCUCCAUUUUGCAUGACGAGCUGUGGACCACAGUAGCCGAUUUGCUCAAAGAACAGGCCACCAAAAGGAAUAUGACAAUAAAUCACAAGGAAUCGUUUCUAACAAAUAUGCCGAAAUGUUGUGCGCUGGGAUUGCCAUGUUGUCGCACAAGUUUUUGGUAUCAGACUGUACAAAAUACAAUGAAUCGCACCCGCAUCUAUGUAUUCCUUGGUUCGGCGAGUUCUCUGGUCGAUUUUAUGCUUUCCAUGGAAACGAGCAAUUUGUUCCUUAAAGGUGAAUACAUGGUCAUCUUUGUCGAUAUGAUGCCCUAUACACCAAAAGAAGCCGAAAAGUAUUUACGCAAACCGGACCAUGUUGAGGCGAUGAAAGUCUGCCACGAAACGGAGAGUUUCAAGCAGUUGGCGCGCAGUUUGCUAGUCGUGGCGUCCACGCCACCAACGGACAGUUAUGAAAAUUUCACGGCCAAAGUGCGGGAAUACAAUGCAAGGAAGCCGUUUGAUUUUCUUGUGCCAUCGUUAUUUUACAAUAAUAAAUAUCUUAAGUUUGUUUCUAUAUAUGCCGCUUACCUCUAUGAUUCCGUUAAGCUCUAUGCCUGGGCAUUGGAUAAAUUGCUGCGCCAGGAGGAGCGCAUACUAACGGAUGAUGUGAUAUACGAUGUAGCUAGUAAUGGAACUAGAAUAAUUGAGACUAUUAUCAAAAAUCGUACUUAUAGAAGUAUCACUGGUGCCACGAUUAAAAUAGACCAGAAUGGUGAUUCCGAAGGAAAUUUUUCAGUACUGGCAUAUAAGCCACACAAACACUAUUUUAGUGAUAAUGUAUCCUGUAAUUCUCAUAUGGUGCCGGUGGCCUAUUUUCAACAAGGCGAAGAUAUUCCAGAAUACAAGCUUAUCAAUGGUUCUGUGCGCGUUGAUUGGCCAUCGGGCGGUGAUCGUCCCUUUGAUGAACCGAUGUGUGGCUUCGCCAAUGAGCUGUGCAAAAAGGACGAUCGACAUAUCACAUCUGUGGUAGCGGCUGGUGUACUUGGCUUACUGUUAUUCUGCGCUGGUGUCAUCACUAUGAGCAUUUAUCGAAAAUGGAAAAUCGAGCUGGAAAUCGAAGGUCUAUUGUGGAAAAUUGAUAUAUCAGAAAUAAAGGGGUACUCGGGGAAUGAUAUCGUCUCAUCGCCAAGCAAGUUGAGCUUAGUGAGUGCCCAAUCGUUUGGUUCACGUUGCUCAAAUCAAGUAUUCACUUCGACGGCACGCUUACGCGGCGCUGUUGUACGCAUCAAAGAGUUGAAGUUCCCACGGAAGCGGGACAUCUCGCGCGAAAUAAUGAAAGAAAUGCGUUUGCUGCGCGAACUACGCCAUGAUAAUAUAAAUAGCUUUAUUGGGGCUUGUGUGGAGCCGACACGUAUACUACUAGUCACCGAUUACUGUGCCAAGGGCAGUCUCUAUGAUAUAAUCGAGAAUGAGGACAUCAAGUUGGAUGAUUUGUUUAUAGCUUCGCUGAUACACGAUUUAAUUAAGGGUAUGAUAUAUAUACACGAUUCGCAGCUGAUGUACCAUGGAAAUCUGAAAUCAUCGAAUUGUGUGGUGACCUCUCGAUGGAUGUUGCAAGUGGCCGAUUUCGGUUUGCACGAGUUGCGAAAUUGUGCGGAGAGCGAGUCGAUAGGAGAGCAUCAGCACUAUAGAAAUCAAUUUUGGAAAGCACCCGAAUUGCUGCGCAAUUCACACAUCUAUGGCACGCAAAAAGGCGAUGUUUAUGCCUUCGCCAUAAUUAUGUACGAAAUAGUUAGUCGAAAAGGUCCAUUCGGGCAGGUAGCCUACGAACCAAAGGAAAUUGUCGAUCGCGUGAAGGAGCUGCCAUUAGCUGGCAGUAUACCCUUUCGUCCCGAGUUGGAAUGCAUACGCGAACACGAAUUGUGCCCUGAUUAUGUGCUGGACUGUAUAAAAGAUUGCUGGAGUGAGGAUCCGGAGAUAAGACCUGAUUUUCCAACUAUACGCAAUCGUUUAAAGAAGAUGCGUGGGGGCAAGACGAAAAAUAUUAUGGAUCAAAUGAUGGAAAUGAUGGAGAAGUAUGCCAACAACUUGGAGGAUAUUGUGACUGAACGCACACGUAUGUUGUGCGAGGAGAAGCGCAAAACAGAAGAUUUAUUGCAUCGCAUGUUGCCGCGCACUGUGGCGGAGAAGCUGACAAUGGGGCAAGGGGUCGAACCAGUGUCCUACGAUUUGGUCACGAUCUACUUCAGCGACAUUGUGGGCUUUACUGCAAUGUCAGCGGAGAGUACUCCACUGCAAGUGGUGAAUUUCUUGAACGAUCUCUAUACGGUUUUCGAUCGCAUCAUACGCGGCUAUGAUGUGUACAAGGUGGAGACCAUUGGCGAUGCCUACAUGGUGGUCUCAGGUCUGCCAAUCAAGAACGGCGAUCGACAUGCAGGUGAAAUCGCUUCCAUGGCACUGGAGCUGCUGCAUGCGGUCAAACAGCAUCGCAUAGCACACCGUCCCAAUGAGACGCUCAAGCUUCGCAUUGGCAUUCACACGGGGCCGGUGGUGGCCGGCGUUGUGGGUUUGACAAUGCCACGCUACUGCCUCUUCGGCGACACAGUAAACACCGCCUCACGCAUGGAGUCCAACGGCGAAGCGUUGAAGAUACACAUAUCAGGAAAGUGCAAGGAGGCACUCGACAAGCUUGACGGCUAUGUGACCGAAAGACGCGGGCUGGUGGCGAUGAAGGGAAAGGGUGAGGUGGUCACAUACUGGCUGACAGGCGCCACAGAGAAGGCCAUACAAAAGAAACCAGUCGACAUGACUGACAUGCCGCCGCCUCUAUUCUGCCGACCGCGCAAGAGCCCGAAGCUGAAUAGCGAUUCGCGGCAACCGAGCAUCGUAGGCAUGCACUACUAUGGCGCUGGCUCGCGGCGCACAUCGAUGGUGCCACGCACCGAUAUCGAGUCCAAUUAUAGUUUGCAAGGUUCCACAUAUCAUGUAGCACGCGAUUCACCUUACCUGUCGUCGCGUCGUAACGAUCGGCCGUCGCUGAAUGGCAUUGGCGGCAACAGCAUACCGGAGCGAAUGAGCUACUAUGGCGGCUACGGGGGUGCGGGCGCCAGUGGCGACCGGAGUGGGAGUGUCGGCGAAACUUGCACGCUGCUCGAGUCGGCGCACGGUUCACGCAACACGCUGGAGCAUUCCGAAAACGAAACGAACUGUGAUAAUGAGUGCGUAAAUGGGUAUGGUGCGGAUGGUGAUGGUGAUAAUUAUAGCGGUGGUGUUGGUGGCGGCAGUGGCGUGAUAGAUGGCAGUGGUAGCGGCAGUUGUGGCAUUGGCGUAGUGAGCAUCAUUGGUGGUGCGCUGCCGGUAAGCGCACAUCGUGCGGCACACUCCGCUGCCAGCUCACCGACCCACAAACCGCUUGCGUUAGUGCGUCCGCAUCGCCGCAUUAUAAGCGAAAAGCUAGCCUCCUCACCCUCCGUACAAGAGUUCAGUGAUAUAAGUCGGCAUCCGACCGUAGCGCAAACUAUUUUGCUGCGCGAGACACGCUCCCUCGACCCCAUGCCAAUGCAGUUGCGUAAGAGAAACGAGCUCGUCAAACUGCCGCCGUCCAAACUGUGUAAGAACAACUCGCGCUCCUUGGAUGCCGUGGCGGCGCUCGGUGCGAGAGAGAGCAAAAACAACGAUUCAGAAAACGCGAAUAUAAAUGGUAUAGAGUGUGAUGAAGUCGUCGAUGGUGUGGCCCCAUUACACGAAGCUACUGCGAACGCUGACACAAACAAUAUGGACGGCGAGGACUACGACGACGAUGUCGGCCUGCUGAUGCGUGAUAAUGGCGGCUUGCGCCGUCGCGGGCACAGUGGUAACCUACAACCGACUGUGGUGCCCGUCGCAUCCACGCUGCUAAAUCGUCGACGCAGUGGUGGGCACGUUAUAUCCGGCGGCAGCCUUAGUGUCGGUGUUGGAGUCACUGGCGGCAUGCUGCUGCCCUACAAGCACCUCAACAACAACUGCAAUGGUGGCAUGACCAUAGAAGAAGACGCGCAAUCACCGUUGCUUCAACGACAGACCUCACUCACCAGUCCGCCCGAUGAAAUUCUAGCGCUUACGAAACGUUGGCGUUCACUGGAGACACUUGAAAAUGUCAGAAUCGGUGAUGCAAUGCUGGUGAACUCUAAUAGUGGUCGUGGUACGCACAUCUGCGGGUACGGUGCGCACAACAGCGUCAGCUACGCGCCCGACAUUGAUGGGAGUCGUGCAUCCGGUUCAGCGGCGACAUGUGCAACGACAGCGACACGCAGCGGUAAUACAUUCACUACGUGGAUUUGGCGCAUCAUACAGGGCAACAGUAAGCGGGCGAGCGAAUCGUCGUUGCGGCGCGUGGUGCCAAGUGGUGUUCACGCGCCGCAUGUGUUCACCGAUAUGCCCGCAGCAACGGCGGCGACGACGGCGCGUACGCGUGAUCGAGAGAGCAUUGUGUAGAGAGUUGCGAUGGUGGGGAGAAAAUAGAUUUUGAUUUGUAUUGUAAUAGUUUGUGCGGCGUGUUGAAGAGAAAAGUUUCAGGAGAGGGUUAAAAAAUGGAAAUUAUGAGUUAUUUUAGUUAGCUAAAAAGAAAUUGCAUUGCGCCUUUUAGGUCGAAGUGGUCGUCAGAAAUUAUAUUUUUUGUUUUAGUUAUAUCUGCUUCAUAACCAUGCAUAAAAUGAGCUGCAGCUUCUGUCAGUAAAUAUUGUUUUUUCGUAAUGCACUGACCCCAGUCGGUGAUUCUGAGAUAUAGCUGCUCAUUAAACAGUUUCCUUUCAAGUGAAAUUAAAACCUUUCUAAAAUUAUUUGCUGAAUACUAUUAGGCACUUCAUUUGACGAAAAAAUAUUUCUUAAUAAAAGUGAUCAACUAAGUAAAAAGCACCUGUAUAUGUUUAUUAACUAGAUUAUGUACAUAUCUAGAAAUAUGUACAUAUGUAAAAACUCCUGGUUGAGAAGGUUUUUAUAAAGCGAAAUUUUUGAGCAACCCUCUCUGCGCUUAAAUCCGCUUAUAACGAAUAUCUUUAGACUCAAUAUCAAAUUUUUUUUUUUAAAUCCUCAAAAGAGGCCUUUGAUCUCAAACAGAACACACGUAAAACAUUUUUAUAGCAAUGCUUAAAUACAAAUUUUUUUCUAUAUACUUACACUUUCUUUGUAUGUAAUUAUAUACAUAUCAUCUGUGCGCAUAUUUACAUUUAUUUAUUUUGGAAUUAAUUCCCUCGCGGUGUAAAUGAAGUUAAUUAUCCGUUUUUUCACAAAAUCCCAAUUUCUAUAAUAGUUGAAACUCUUCACACAUAUGAACGCGAGAAAAUACGUAGAUAAACUGCAGAACUAAAAAUAAAUAAAACGAGCCCUAACUGCCAAAUUCAAAAUUUUCUCUUUGAUGCAGAAAUGCAUCUAGAUGC